AUGGGCGCCGCCGCCGCCGCCAAUAGUAAUAGUACUAGUAGUAAUAAUAAUAACAACUGUGGUGCGAAUUCUGCGGCGAGUAGUACGAGUGCUCUUGCGGAUAGCGGCGGCGGGCGCAAGUUCGAGUGCCACUACUGCUGCCGCCACUUCCCGACGUCGCAGGCGCUCGGCGGCCACCAGAACGCGCACAAGCGCGAGCGGCAGCACGCGAAGCGCGCCCACCUGCAGUCGAUGAUGGCCGCCGCGGCGGCGGCGCAGAGCCACCGCCACCUCCACCUCCACCAUUCCCCCGCCGACCCCUACGCCCUCCUCGGCCCCCCGCAGCCGCCCCGCCUCGGCGCCGUCGCGGCUCUCUACCCUUCGUGGCCCGCCGCCGUCACGGGGACGGCGAAUUCCGUCGCCGCGGGGCGUUUCUACGGGACGGUCGCCCGGCCCAUCAACGGGAGCCCGUUGCAUGGCUCGUGGAGGGUGUCGGCAGCAGCGUCGUCGGCGUCGGUGGAGAGGCAAACGCCCUUGGUUUUGUUCAAAGGAGAGGAGCGUAUUAGGAGCAUGGGAUCUGCAAAUAUUGUUGGGUUCUCCACUACUACUGCUUCUGCUGCUGCUGCUGCUGCCUCUUCCACAUCUUCUCCGCAAAGCACUUUUGCUGCGCCAGGGUUGAAGGAGAAUGUGAGUUUGGAUUUGCACCUGUAAUUCCUAGUUCGAAUUCCAGAGAUUUUUAUUUAUUUAUUUUUCUUUUUUGUACUUACCAUUUUUUCCAUUUCUCCUGUAGGAUUUUCGGUUUUUUUUUAAAAAAAAACCUUGGAAUUUCACUGAAUAUGUGCGUAGUAAUUUAUAUA
Messenger RNA from Ananas comosus (pineapple), 836 nucleotides. RefSeq names its product zinc finger protein 8-like. The transcript has a single exon. Bases 1 to 690 code for a protein of 229 amino acids. Gene Ontology annotation, molecular function: DNA-binding transcription factor activity. Gene Ontology annotation, biological process: trichome morphogenesis; trichome differentiation; response to gibberellin. NCBI's taxonomy places the organism in Eukaryota, Viridiplantae, Streptophyta, Magnoliopsida, Poales, Bromeliaceae. The record is from RefSeq and is a predicted model, not a curated record.